GGGAUCCCUUGGGACAAACCCGGAAGUAUAUUGAAACUCAGGGCUGCUGUUAUGCGAGUCUCUAUCUGCUGAAAAGACUAGUUCAGUGCGCUGAUUUGUUUCGUUCGAGUCAGUUGCCAUCUGAUUAAAAUUAUUUCAAGUGUUUUUAUUUCAGCAUUUGCAACCAUGACUUUUAACUGGGUACAACGGACCUCCAAACUCUCAAGGUGGCAGGGGGCGUUCCAGUCGUGCAUAUUUAGCUGUAAACGCUACUCCGUGCAAGAGCAAUGCCGUGUACCAAGUUCUGUGGUCGAAGCUUUCCGAGCUGUGACAGGAAGUGAUGGCGUUUCCAUGGGAACUGCAGUCAGAGAGCAGCAUGGUAAAGAUGAGUCUGUUCACAGCUGCAGACCCCCAGAUGUGGUGGUGUGGCCGCGCAGCGUGGAAGAGGUCAGUGCGCUCGCCCGGCUCUGUCACCAACACAGCCUUCCCAUGAUCCCCUUUGGCACGGGCACAGGGCUAGAGGGAGGAGUCGGAGCCUUGAAGGGCGGUGUGUGCUUUGAUCUGCAGAAGAUGGACAGAGUCCUAGAUUUUCAUGCAGAGGACUUUGACGUCACUGUGGAGCCAGGGGUGACCCGGACUGGGCUCAAUUCAUACCUCAGGGACAGCGGCCUCUGGUUCCCUGUUGACCCAGGGGCAGAUGCUUCUCUUUGUGGGAUGGCAGCCACCAGUGCAUCAGGGACCAACGCAGUGCGCUACGGGACGAUGCGGGAGAACGUCAUGAACCUGGAGGUGGUGCUGUCCGACGGGACAAUCGUUCACACUGCCGGCAAGGGGCGCCGAACUAGGAAGACUGCGGCGGGCUACAAUCUGACUAAUCUGUUUGUAGGCUCAGAGGGGACGCUGGGGAUCAUCACCAAGGCCACGCUGCGUCUGUACGGGAUUCCCGAGGCCGUGGUGUCGGCUGUUUGCUCCUUCUCAUCAGUCCAGGCAGCAGUGGACAGCACCGUGCAAAUCCUACAGUGUGGCAUUCCCAUCGCCAGAAUCGAGUUUCUAGAUGAUGUGAUGAUUGACGCCUGUAACAGGUACAGUAAGCUGUCCUACCCUGUCUCGCCGACUCUGUUCCUUGAGUUUCACGGCAGCGAGCGCAGUCUGGAAGAGCAGGUCUCUUUGGCAGAGGAGAUCACGAAAGCCAAUAGUGGCUUGGAUUUUAUCUGGGCGAAGGACCAGGAGACAAGAAGCCGGCUGUGGAAGGCACGGCAUGAUGCCUGGUACGCAGCGCUGGCAAUCAGACCCCGGUGCAAGGCUUACUCCACAGACGUGUGUGUGCCCAUCUCCAGGCUACCGCAGAUCAUUGUGGAGACUAAACAGGACCUGACCCAAAACAGGCUCACAGGUCCAAUUGCUGGCCAUGUGGGAGAUGGGAAUUUCCACUGCCUGAUGGUCCUGGAUCCCACAGACCCUGACGAAGUCCAGAGAGUUCAGGAGUUCACUGACCGUCUGGCCAGGCGUGCUCUGGCAAUGGAUGGGACCUGCACAGGGGAGCACGGGGUGGGGCUGGGGAAGAGAGCUCUGCUGCGGGAGGAGGUGGGACCCCUAUGCAUGGGGGUGAUGGAGGGGGUCAAGGCCUCCCUGGACCCCCAAAACCUGAUGAACCCUGGGAAGGUUCUGUAGUAAUGCCCAUAACCUAUACUGAACCUCCGUCUCAUUUCUCACCAAGAGGACGAUCCCCUCUGCAGCUCUGAUUGUGUGGAAAUACUAUAUACAGCAUCCCCACUACCUCACUUUGAAGAUGUGUUUAAAGAAGCCUCUGAUUUCUUGUUUCUAACCUGUAUUCCCCCCCAAUAGUGUGCAAAUCUACAUAACUCCUAUCACAUUAUACUGUAGUUCCAGAUGUAUGUAGAAGUGGCAUGUUAGGUAUGGAUUUGACUCUGAACAUGUUUAUUUUAAAUCUUAGUUUAUAUAAAUGCCAAGUUUGUAAAUGAUGUGCUUAGAAGAUUGUUUAUAUAUUUUACAUGCUAUACAGUAAAUUAAUGCAUCAUUUGUUCCUAAUGAGAUGCUUUAAUUAAUAAAUCCAGCUUGAAAUGUUA
Molecule: messenger RNA, 2066 nt
Organism: Acipenser ruthenus (sterlet)
Lineage: Eukaryota; Metazoa; Chordata; Actinopteri; Acipenseriformes; Acipenseridae
Product: probable D-lactate dehydrogenase, mitochondrial
Exons: 11
Coding region: 166-1650 (494 amino acids)
Biological process (GO): lactate catabolic process
Cellular component (GO): mitochondrion
Molecular function (GO): D-lactate dehydrogenase (NAD+) activity; D-lactate dehydrogenase (cytochrome) activity; FAD binding
Source: RefSeq, a predicted model, not a curated record